AUGUGGGCCGGACUGCUCCUCCGGGUCGCCUGCGUUGUACUCCUGCUGCUCGGGGUCCUGGCCCGCGGCUACACCGGGAGGAAGCCGCCCGGGCACUUUGCAACCGAGAGACGCCGGCUGGGCCCGCACGUCUGCCUCUCGGGGUUCGGGAGUGGCUGCUGCCCUGGCUGGGCGCCCUCCAUGGGCAGCGGGCACUGCACCCUUCCCCUCUGCUCGUUUGGCUGCGGGAGUGGCAUCUGUAUCGCUCCCAACAUCUGUUCCUGCCAGGAUGGAGAGCAAGGGGCCACCUGCCCAGAAGCCCAUGGACCCUGCGGGGAGUAUGGCUGUGACCUUACCUGUAACCAUGGUGGCUGUCAGGAGGUGGCCCGAGUGUGUCCCGUGGGCUUCUCGAUGACAGAGACAGCUGUCGGCAUCAGGUGUACCGAUAUUGACGAAUGUUUGAGCUCCUCUUGCGAGGGCCACUGCGUGAACACGGAAGGCGGGUUUGUGUGCGAGUGUGGACCCGGCAUGCAGCUCUCCGCCGACCGCCACAGCUGCCAAGACACGGAUGAAUGCCUCGGGACCCCCUGUCAGCAGAGAUGUAAAAACAGCAUUGGCAGCUACAGGUGUUCCUGUAGAACUGGCUUCCAUCUGCAUGGCAACCAGCACUCCUGUGUAGAUGUAAACGAAUGCCGGAGGCCGCUGGAGAGGCGCGUCUGUCACCAUUCCUGCCAUAACACCGUGGGCAGCUUCCUGUGCACCUGCCGACCUGGCUUCAGGCUGCGAGCAGACCGCGUGUCCUGCGAAGCUUUCCCGAAGUCCGCGCUCGCCCCAUCUGCCAUCCUGCAGCCCCUGCAGCACCCGCCCAAGACGCUGCUGCUCCUUCCAGAGGCGGGCCGGCCCGCCUUCUCCCCAGGACACAGCCCUCCUUCUGGGGCUCCGGGGUUCCCAGCCAGAGUCCGGACCACCCGCCUGCCAUCGCCCACCCCCACACUACUCACAUCUUCCCCUUCUGCCCCAGUGAGGCUGCUGCCCACCCUGAUGGCCACCCCAGUGCCCCGAGCACCCCUGUUGGGGACCGUCAAACCCUCCUCAACACUCCAGGAGAAGGCGGUGGUGACCCCUUCCUUGCCCAUGGACCCCACAGUCCCACGGCUGGCACCAGGGCCCUCUGCCUGCUGGCACCUGGGAGCCAUGUACGAGUUGGGGAGCCGCUGGACAGAGCCGGGGUGUUCCCAGUGCUGGUGCGAGGAUGGGGAGGUGACCUGUGAAAAGGUGACGUGUGAAGCUGCUUGUUCUCACCCGAUUCCCUCUGGAGAUGGAGGGUGCUGCCCAUCAUGCACAGGCUGCUUUCACAGUGGCGUCGUACGAGCUGAAGGGGAUGUGUUUUCACUUCCCACGGAGAACUGCACCAUCUGUGUCUGCUUGGCUGGAAAUGUGUCCUGCAUCUCCCCAGAAUGUCCCCCUGGCCCCUGUCCGACCUCCCCAAAGCCAGACUGCUGUACUUGUGUUCCAGUGAGAUGCUUUUUCCAUGGCCGGUGGUAUGCAGACGGGGCUGUAUUCAGUGGCGGUGGUGACGAAUGUACCACCUGUGUCUGCCAGAAUGGGGAAGUAGAAUGUUCCUUCACUCCAUGUCCAGAACUGGACUGCCCCCGUGAGGAGUGGUGGCUGGGCCCUGGACAGUGCUGCUUCACCUGCCGGGAGCCCACGCCCAUGACAGGCUGCUCUCUCGAUGACAACGGGGUUGAGUUUCCGAUUGGACAGAUCUGGUCUCCCGGUGAUCCUUGUGAGUUAUGCAUCUGCCAGGCAGAUGGCUCAGUGAGCUGCAAGAGGACAGACUGCGUGGACUCCUGCCCUCACCCGAUUCGGAUCCCUGGACAGUGCUGCCCCGACUGCUCGGCAGGCUGCACCUACACAGGCAGAGUCUUCCACAACAACCAGACCUUCCCGUCUUUGCUGGACCCGUGUCUGAGCUGCAUCUGCCUGCUGGGCUCAGUGGCCUGCUCGCCUGUGGACUGCCCCAUCACCUGCACCUACCCCUUCCACCCUGACGGGGAGUGCUGCCCGGUGUGCCGAGACUGCAACUAUGAGGGAAGGAAGGUGAUGAAUGGCCAGGUGUUCACCUUGGACCAUGAGCCUUGUACCCAGUGCACGUGCCAGCUGGGAGAGGUGAGCUGUGAGAAGGUCCCCUGCCAGCGGGCCUGCUCGGACCCUUCCGUGCGCCCUGGGGACUGCUGCUCCUCCUGCUCAGAUUCCCUGGACGAAAGACGGGGACACUCUGCUCAUGGAGACAGGUACUCGGCGCGGAGCCCCCGCAGAGCCACCGCGGCCCCCGUCAGCUGUAGCUCCUGCCCGGACCCCCCUGCAGCAUCACCUCAGAGACCAGCACUCCACACCCUCCAGCUCCUCUUAAGGACCAACAUGUCUUAUGUGCAGACUUCACCCAUGAGCUCCUCAGGGGCCCGGGCCUCACCCUCACCCCCUGUGGGGCCUGGGGCCACACUGCCAGGGGAGCCUGGGACCUCCCAGUCUCCUCGACCCUCACCAGGGCCAUCAGUUUCUCUGGGAAUCUUCACUCUACCUCCAGCCUCUCCCGGGGCUCCUGGGCCACCCCCUGUUACUCCAGAGCCUUCGUCCUCAGCAUCUGGGGCCUACACAGUGUCCAGAGAGCCUUCUCUGCCUGCCGCCAUCCUGACUAACACUUCUGCCCUGUCCACGACGGGCCCCAUCCCUUCAGAGACCCCCAUCACCCUCCUCAGGCCUCGCAGACUCUCCCCCACCACAUCCAGACUCUCUGCAGCCCUUGUGGCCACCGCCAGCCCCAGUCCCCAGCAGCCCACGACAGGAACCUCGAGUGAGGAGGAGUCUACUGGGUAA
Messenger RNA from Pteropus alecto (black flying fox), 2856 nucleotides. It is a transcript of the gene VWCE, whose product is annotated as von Willebrand factor C and EGF domains. The transcript is spliced from 20 exons. The record is from RefSeq and is a predicted model, not a curated record. The coding region runs from base 1 to 2856 and encodes 951 amino acids. Gene Ontology annotation, molecular function: protein binding; calcium ion binding. Gene Ontology annotation, cellular component: cytoplasm. Lineage: Eukaryota; Metazoa; Chordata; Mammalia; Chiroptera; Pteropodidae. Gene Ontology annotation, biological process: cellular response to virus.